Molecule: messenger RNA, 4174 nt
Organism: Salmo salar (Atlantic salmon)
Lineage: Eukaryota; Metazoa; Chordata; Actinopteri; Salmoniformes; Salmonidae
Source: RefSeq, a predicted model, not a curated record
UGUCCUUGUAGAAGUACCUCCACAACAACACCCAACGAUGUUCUCCACAGCACCCUCAACUCCAGGAACUAUGACCACCCUCCCAGCAACAGCCAAGCCAAAAUUAGUUACCUUUCCUCUUGAGCUCAACCCUCCCAGAGUGGUGGUGAGAUAUGGAGACUCAGUCUCAGUCAACUGCAGCACAUCAUUCACAGACCAUGAGGGGAUGGGCUGGGAGGCCACAUUUGGAGGUACAGGUUUUGAACAAGAAGUCAAUGUUGUCACCUGGACUGUGGAUAACCUUAUUGAUUGGACAAUAGAACCUACAUGCUACAUCACUCUCAUUGACGGCGAACAACCCUCAGAAGUACUUCCAGUCAUUCUCUACAAGACUCCAGACAGCAUCUCCAUCUCUGUUCUGAGACACUCUGGUCCCAUGGUGGAGGGGACAGAGUACCAGCUGCAGUGUGACAUACAGAACAUCGCUCCUCUACAGAACCUGGUUGUGAAGUGGUACAAAGGGAAUGAACCCUUAGAUAAUGUAACUUACAGUAUCGUCAGUAAGACACCAGUGGAUGUGUCUGAUACUCUGAUGAUCAGCCCCAGUAGACAUGAUGAUGGAGCUCAGUAUAGAUGUAGAGCACAACUGGACCUGGGACCAGAGGGACCACAACCCCAUCCUACAGUGACAUCAGAACCUCUCAACAUUACUGUGCACUACACUCCUGAGUUCCUUCCAGGGAAUGACACAGUGGAGGUGAGUGCAGGCAGUGAUGUGUCUCUGGACUGCAGUGCUGAGGGGAACCCUCCUCCUGAGCUGAGGUGGACCAACAACACUGCAGAGGGAAAUGCCAAUGAGACCACUGUAGGGCGCCUGCGUACUCUCAAUAUCUCCAGAGUAACAGCUAAUGCAACUUACAACUGCACAGUCACAAAUAGACUGGGCUCCAUCACCAAGCAGAUACAUGUCCUUGUAGAAGUACCUCCACAACAACACCCAACGAUGUUCUCCACAGCACCCUCAACUCCAGGAACUAUGACCACCCUCCCAGCAACAGCCAAGCCAAAAUUAGUUACCUUUCCUCUUGAGCUCAACCCUCCCAGAGUGGUGGUGAGAUAUGGAGACUCAGUCUCAGUCAACUGCAGCACAUCAUUCACAGACCAUGAGGGGAUGGGCUGGGAGGCCACAUUUGGAGGUACAGGUUUUGAACAAGAAGUCAAUGUUGUCACCUGGACUGUGGAUAACCUUAUUGAUUGGACAAUAGAACCUACAUGCUACAUCACUCUCAUUGACGGCGAACAACCCUCAGAAGUACUUCCAGUCAUUCUCUACAAGACUCCAGACAGCAUCUCCAUCUCUGUUCUGAGACACUCUGGUCCCAUGGUGGAGGGGACAGAGUACCAGCUGCAGUGUGACAUACAGAACAUCGCUCCUCUACAGAACCUGGUUGUGAAGUGGUACAAAGGGAAUGAACCCUUAGAUAAUGUAACUUACAGUAUCGUCAGUAAGACACCAGUGGAUGUGUCUGAUACUCUGAUGAUCAGCCCCAGUAGACAUGAUGAUGGAGCUCAGUAUAGAUGUAGAGCACAACUGGACCUGGGACCAGAGGGACCACAACCCCAUCCUACAGUGACAUCAGAACCUCUCAACAUUACUGUGCACUACACUCCUGAGUUCCUUCCAGGGAAUGACACAGUGGAGGUGAGUGCAGGCAGUGAUGUGUCUCUGGACUGCAGUGCUGAGGGGAACCCUCCUCCUGAGCUGAGGUGGACCAACAACACUGCAGAGGGAAAUGCCAAUGAGACCACUGUAGGGCGCCUGCGUACUCUCAAUAUCUCCAGAGUAACAGCUAAUGCAACUUACAACUGCACAGUCACAAAUAGACUGGGCUCCAUCACCAAGCAGAUACAUGUCCUUGUAGAAGUACCUCCACAACAACACCCAACGAUGUUCUCCACAGCACCCUCAACUCCAGGAACUAUGACCACCCUCCCAGCAACAGCCAAGCCAAAAUUAGUUACCUUUCCUCUUGAGCUCAACCCUCCCAGAGUGGUGGUGAGAUAUGGAGACUCAGUCUCAGUCAACUGCAGCACAUCAUUCACAGACCAUGAGGGGAUGGGCUGGGAGGCCACAUUUGGAGGUACAGGUUUUGAACAAGAAGUCAAUGUUGUCACCUGGACUGUGGAUAACCUUAUUGAUUGGACAAUAGAACCUACAUGCUACAUCACUCUCAUUGACGGCGAACAACCCUCAGAAGUACUUCCAGUCAUUCUCUACAAGACUCCAGACAGCAUCUCCAUCUCUGUUCUGAGACACUCUGGUCCCAUGGUGGAGGGGACAGAGUACCAGCUGCAGUGUGACAUACAGAACAUCGCUCCUCUACAGAACCUGGUUGUGAAGUGGUACAAAGGGAAUGAACCCUUAGAUAAUGUAACUUACAGUAUCGUCAGUAAGACACCAGUGGAUGUGUCUGAUACUCUGAUGAUCAGCCCCAGUAGACAUGAUGAUGGAGCUCAGUAUAGAUGUAGAGCACAACUGGACCUGGGACCAGAGGGACCACAACCCCAUCCUACAGUGACAUCAGAACCUCUCAACAUUACUGUGCACUACACUCCUGAGUUCCUUCCAGGGAAUGACACAGUGGAGGUGAGUGCAGGCAGUGAUGUGUCUCUGGACUGCAGUGCUGAGGGGAACCCUCCUCCUGAGCUGAGGUGGACCAACAACACUGCAGAGGGAAAUGCCAAUGAGACCACUGUAGGGCGCCUGCGUACUCUCAAUAUCUCCAGAGUAACAGCUAAUGCAACUUACAACUGCACAGUCACAAAUAGACUGGGCUCCAUCACCAAGCAGAUACAUGUCCUUGUAGAAGUACCUCCACAACAACACCCAACGAUGUUCUCCACAGCACCCUCAACUCCAGGAACUAUGACCACCCUCCCAGCAACAGCCAAGCCAAAAUUAGUUACCUUUCCUCUUGAGCUCAACCCUCCCAGAGUGGUGGUGAGAUAUGGAGACUCAGUCUCAGUCAACUGCAGCACAUCAUUCACAGACCAUGAGGGGAUGGGCUGGGAGGCCACAUUUGGAGGUACAGGUUUUGAACAAGAAGUCAAUGUUGUCACCUGGACUGUGGAUAACCUUAUUGAUUGGACAAUAGAACCUACAUGCUACAUCACUCUCAUUGACGGCGAACAACCCUCAGAAGUACUUCCAGUCAUUCUCUACAAGACUCCAGACAGCAUCUCCAUCUCUGUUCUGAGACACUCUGGUCCCAUGGUGGAGGGGACAGAGUACCAGCUGCAGUGUGACAUACAGAACAUCGCUCCUCUACAGAACCUGGUUGUGAAGUGGUACAAAGGGAAUGAACCCUUAGAUAAUGUAACUUACAGUAUCGUCAGUAAGACACCAGUGGAUGUGUCUGAUACUCUGAUGAUCAGCCCCAGUAGACAUGAUGAUGGAGCUCAGUAUAGAUGUAGAGCACAACUGGACCUGGGACCAGAGGGACCACAACCCCAUCCUACAGUGACAUCAGAACCUCUCAACAUUACUGUGCACUACGCUCCUGAGUUCCUUCCAGGGAAUGACACAGUGGAGGUGAGUGCAGGCAGUGAUGUGUCUCUGGACUGCAGUGCUGAGGGGAACCCUCCUCCUGAGCUGAGGUGGACCAACAACACUGCAGAGGGAAAUGCCAAUGAGACCACUGUAGGGCGCCUGCGUACUCUCAAUAUCUCCAGAGUAACAGCUAAUGCAACUUACAACUGCACAGUCACAAAUAGACUGGGCUCCAUCACCAAGCAGAUACAUGUCCUUGUAGAAGUACCUCCACAACAACACCCAACGAUGUUCUCCACAGCACCCUCAACUCCAGGAACUAUGACCACCCUCCCAGCAACAGCCAAGCCAAAAUUAGUUACCUUUCCUCUUGAGCUCAACCCUCCCAGAGUGGUGGUGAGAUAUGGAGACUCAGUCUCAGUCAACUGCAGCACAUCAUUCACAGACCAUGAGGGGAUGGGCUGGGAGGCCACAUUUGGAGGUACAGGUUUUGAACAAGAAGUCAAUGUUGUCACCUGGACUGUGGAUAACCUUAUUGAUUGGACAAUAGAACCUACAUGCUACAUCACUCUCAUUGACGGCGAACAACCCUCAGAAGUACUUCCAGUCAUUCUCUACAAGACUCCAGACAGCAUCUCCAUCUCU